Molecule: messenger RNA, 1296 nt
Organism: Phascolarctos cinereus (koala)
Lineage: Eukaryota; Metazoa; Chordata; Mammalia; Diprotodontia; Phascolarctidae
Gene: SLURP2
Product: secreted LY6/PLAUR domain containing 2
Cellular component (GO): plasma membrane
Source: RefSeq, a predicted model, not a curated record
UUGUAAAAUGAGGGGAUUGGACCAGAUGAUCUCAGGGCCAGCUCUGGAGCCAUGAUCCUAAGAGGCCUAAGUAUUUGGAAAUAGGGGGACGGGAAGAGUGUUAAAUUCUAACUCUGCCAUUUGCUUUCUUUUUCACCUUAGGCAACCCUUUUUGAGCCUCAGUUUCCACAUCUGUCAAAAGAGGAAACUCAGAAUGGAUGAUCUCUAAGAUCCUUCCAGCUCUAAGUCCUAGGAUCCUGAGGACCCCUGAGAGAGUUGGGAGUGAGCCCAUUUCACAGAAGAGGAAAAGAGAGGGCCCCCCGAGUGAGGGGUGGGCAGGCUCUAGCUAGUGACUCAGGCUGUUUUUUUCCCGGGCUAAUUGGCUAGUUCAAUUAGCAGGGCCCUGGAAGCCCUCAAGCUGUGUUGGGACAAGGCCAUAUAAAGGCGCCUACGAGGCGCCCUCCUCCAGUCUCCAGCCCCAUUGAGGACUCCCCUCAACGAUGAAGCUCUGUCUGCCUGCCUUGUUUCUGUUGGCUGUGCUGUAUGUGAAUUUUGUUCACUCCCUAGAAUGCCACGUGUGCUGCGGGCCUGAGAGCUGCCGGGCUCCUGUCGAAUGCUCCCCAACAGACAAGCACUGUCUUAUUACCCGGGCAAUCAACUCAAUCAACCCAAACCAUAUCCUGGUGAUGAAGUCCUGUGCCCCGACGUGUCCAAACAGCACCAUUUCAACUGAUGGACAUGCCAUUUCCGUUGCCUGCUGCCAGUCAAAUAGAUGCAACGGGAAGGUGGAGACAGAUGCUUCUGCUGGCCUAGCCAUCAGUCGAGGGGUUCUGUGGGUGGGUGUCUCCGCCAGCCUCCUAUGGGUGCUCCUCCAAGCUUCCUGGUGAGGAGAUUUUUCUUGUCCUUACCACUCUACUGUCCUUAAAGUCUUCUUUUCCCAAGAUAUCUUUACUCAGGACAGAACCUCCAACACCAAAGGACAGAUUUCCUCCCAAAAAAAAGAGGCCCACAGGACAGGGUCUCACUCUUUCCCCCAGUUUCUGCAGGGAAUCCAGAAGAGGUACUCUGUCCAGUGGCCUGGCUCCUUGGGUAUGAGCCUGACCAACUCCCAGUAUUAGCAUUUCUCUUUUACCUUUCCUCUUCCCUUUCUUACCUGGGGUGCUGAUCUUUUCUCUGCUGUUUUUCUGCCUCUUGAGGAUAGAAAAAAAUUUUCUGUUUGGGGGCGAAUAGCCAUGCUUGGGAUGGGGAGGGAAGAGGUCAUGGGGGAACUGUGAAAUUUUAAUGUUCUAAUUAAAUAAUCACUUCCUUCUUCUUUUC